GACGACGACCUCCGAGUCCGCAGUUGGAGUCUUCGAGCGAGGUUCGGAGGGUUGAGGAAGAACUCUAGAACCGCUGUUUUCGCUCUCCCUUGGCAGGAGGCUUCGAGGUGGCAGAAGGAACAUCUGAUGUUCUCUCAGCCGCGAUUCAUGAUGUUGACGUCAGUCGUUCGUUGCGCUAGGGCGGGAGUUCGUAGUCUAAGUACUAGCUCUGCGCUGAGUAGCGAUAAGUUGUUCGUACACCGAGAUUCAGAGAAGAACAACUUGGAUAUAAAGUUCGAGUUCAGCGCUGAGAAUUUGAAGAGAGCAAAAGCGAUCAUUGCCGUGUAUCCCGAGGGUCAUUCGAAUGCCGCGCUGCUCCCUCUUCUGGAUCUCGCUCAGCGUCAGGCCGGAUGGUUGCCCAUCUCUGCAAUGAACUACGUCGCAGAGUAUCUUGGCAUGCCGAGAAUCCGAGUCUAUGAAGUUGCGACUUUCUAUACAAUGUACAACAGAGAACCAGUCGGGAAAUUCCACAUCCAAAUCUGCACGACGACCCCGUGCAUGCUGCGCGGAGCAGAGGACGUCCAGGCCCACAUCGAGAAGAAACUCGCUAUCAAAAACGGAGAAACAACCAAGGACGGACUCUUCACCCUUUCGGUGGUCGAGUGUCUAGGAGCGUGUGUGAAUGCUCCCAUGCUGCAAAUCAACGACGACUACUACGAGGAUCUCACAAACAAGGAUGUCGACCAUAUCCUCGACGAGCUGAAAGCCGGCAAGAAGCCCAAAAUCGGGCCCUACAACGGGCGCAAGGCAGGAGAACCCGCCGGAGGCCUGACCUGCCUAACCGAGCCACCCAAGGGCCCCGGAUUCAAAGUCCAAUCGGGCUUGUAGUUUAUAAGGAUCGGACUUUGGGCUCAAUGUUCAAUCGAGGCUUACGAUCAUAUGUUCUUGUUUAAUCCUCGCUCUCGUAGCAGAUGUUACUUCUGCGAUUCAUGUGAAAUAAAUAGAGCAAGGUCUUUGCGGCUA
Messenger RNA from Galendromus occidentalis (western predatory mite), 1002 nucleotides. RefSeq names its product NADH dehydrogenase ubiquinone (gene ND-24). Gene Ontology annotation, biological process: mitochondrial electron transport, NADH to ubiquinone. Lineage: Eukaryota; Metazoa; Arthropoda; Arachnida; Mesostigmata; Phytoseiidae. Gene Ontology annotation, molecular function: NADH dehydrogenase activity. The transcript is spliced from 4 exons. Gene Ontology annotation, cellular component: respiratory chain complex I. Bases 127 to 867 code for a protein of 246 amino acids. The record is from RefSeq and is a predicted model, not a curated record.